Oncorhynchus mykiss (rainbow trout) is the source of this 1896-nucleotide messenger RNA. RefSeq names its product keratin, type I cytoskeletal 18. Gene Ontology annotation, molecular function: structural molecule activity. Gene Ontology annotation, cellular component: cytoskeleton. The record is from RefSeq and is a predicted model, not a curated record. Lineage: Eukaryota; Metazoa; Chordata; Actinopteri; Salmoniformes; Salmonidae.
CAGCUGUAGCAUCAGUCUCAAGGUAGACAGCAUUAUCCAGGAUCCAUUCUCCAGGAUCCCUCUCUCCCUCUUUCUCUCACUGAAGAGAACAUAAUCCAGAGCCGUCAUGUCUUCCAGUUUCUCUUUGCGGAGCUUCUCUGUGGGCCGCCAACCCUCCUUCUCUAGUCUAUCUCUGAGAGACAGUGGCCGUGCCCACUCCAGAGCCGCUGUGUCCUUUGCCUCCGCCAGCCCCCUGACCCGCUCUGCAUCCAUCAGCCGCGACAUGAGUGGCCAGCCCGUCACCUUGAACCUCAAUGGGCAGCUGGGUAACCAUACCAACGAGAAAGAGGCAAUGCAAGGCCUCAACAACCGCUUGGCCACUUACCUGGACAAGGUGCGCUCACUGGAGAAGUCCAAUUCAGAUCUGGAGCUGCGGAUCAAGCAGAUAAUGAUUGAGCGCAUCCCUGAAGGUCACGACUUCAAAACCAUGAUGGCCCAGGCCCACCAGGUGGAACAGGAGGUGAGGAGGAAGACACUGGAGAACGCUCGCCUCAUGCUGGAGAUUGACAAUGCUAAACUUGCAGCUGACGACUUCCGGAUUAAGUGGGAGACAGAGAUAUGCAUGUCCCAGUCUGUGGAGAGGGACUGCUUGGCCCUGAAGAAGGCCAAGGUGGACCAUGAGCAGAUCAUCAUGUCCCACAGAGGAGACCUGGACAGCCUGAAGGAAGAUCUCUACUUUCUGAAGAAGAACCAUGAGGAGGAGGUGGAGUCUAUGAAGGGCCACAUCGCUGCUCAGACUGUUAACGUGGAGGUGGACUCAGGCCGUGGUGGACCUGACCUGGGGACAGUUAUGUCAGAGCUCAGGACUCGGUACGAGGGCAUCGUCAAGAAGAACAAGGACCAGGCUGAGCUGUGGUACCUCAAGAAGCUGGACACGGUGCAGAACGAGGUGAAGGAGUCUAACGAGGCUCUGAGGGGAGCUCAGAGUGAGCUGGUAGAGAGGCGACGCUUCCUACAGACCCUGGAGGUAGAGCUGGAGAGUCUGUACAAACAGGUGGCAGCUCUGGAGGGUAACCUCAGCGAGACAGGUCAGAAGUACAGCCUGGAGAUGGAGCGCCUGCAGGCCACGCUGUCCCAGCUGGAGGAGGACCUGUCUCAGCUGCGUCUGGACAUGCAGCGCAACAAGACAGACUACGAACAGCUGCUCCGCAUCAAGCAGAACCUGGAGAUGGAGAUUGCAACCUACAGAAGACUACUGGAGGGAGAGGAGACGAUUAAAGAAAUUCCCCCACCAAAAAAAGAGCCAGAGGUGUGGACCAGGAAGAUAGUGAAGGUGGUGACACAGACCAUGAUCAACGGCAAGGUGGUGGAUGAAUCCAGCGAGGUGGAACAGAUAGAGGAUGAAGUGAAGAAGAAGUGAGACGGGCAUAAUCGUCUUCAUCCUCCUCAUCACUCCUAACACCUGACACGCCUCCUCCGCCAGACACAAAGGGCCAGCCAACCCACUGGCCGUAAAGGGCUCCCACUAACACGGACGUCUGUUUAAUUCCCAUCAGAGUCUUAGUCUUCUCUGUUUCUCUCUGGAGUAUCCUGCAUUACCUCCUUCACAUGUCUGGAGAUAAUGAGAUGUGCUGUAGGUGAAUGGGAUGUCUGCUACGGCAUCCAUUUUAAGAAGUCCCUCAGUUGUCAAAUGAAGCUCUCUCUCAGUUGUGUCCCCUCCUCUAUCGUGGUUGUUGUUGAAUAAAAGGUUUUGCUUUGCGUAUGAAACUAGGUAUUUCUAGAUUUAGGGAACAAGUUGUCCAUACGGUAGAUCUCUUUCAUUUGAAUUGCAUUUCCUUUGUUUUUUUGUUUUCCGACAUGCGUCUGUUUGUAUUCUAUAAACUUCUGUAAGGACUGAAAUAAAGGUUAGUCAUCAUU